AGCCAACCCUGGGAGAAGAAAAUAAAAAGGAGAAUCAAAACACAUACGAGGAGGAUACAAAUUACUACAGCGAUGAGGAGCUAAAAGUACUAAAAGGGAAAUUGGAAAACCUAAAGUUACAAUUUAAUGAUGAAAAUGCACUCAAGCAAAUCACCGAAGAACAAAUUUUGAUGUUAAAGAAAAAGUUUGAGGAAUUAAAAAAUAAAAAAAGUGAUCAUGAGGCGAAGUUGGAGUCCCGGAGGGGAAAUACCUCACCGGGGGACAAGGAUGAAUUGAUCCCUAGCGAUUAUGAGUUCGCUGGGCAGAGCAUCAAUGAUAAUGAUGAAGUAGUAAUGGUGAGUAGAAGUAAAGGCAAUGACCAAGGUGACAAGGACUCUUCAGUUCCUGCAGGUGAAACACGUAGUGGAAAUGAAGCAGCUUUGUCAGGAUCCACAAGCGAAGAGAUUGUUACAGAAGUGACGAAUGGUGAAGAUCCUUCAGGGCAAGGAAGUGAACCCGCUGCGAAGGCUUCUCUUCGUUCGGACAAUUACGCAGAGCUCACAAACCAACCUGGAUCAGCUGUCCAGAACGAGAAGGUCAACCCCACAGCGAAUGUCAAUCACGUGGACACACUAUUCGAUGAGCUACUAGCAGAAGACAAUAAAAAACAUAUGAUGGACGAAGGAGAGCACCACAGUGCGUACAAUAAUUUAAGAAAACAAUACGACGAACUUAGCCUAAAUAAGACUGAGUACGCCAUCAGCUUGAAGCUGCUGGAUACGAUGUUGUCAAGUGAAAAGGUUGGAGAAAAAAGGAAGAAUGCGCUAGUAGAGAUGUUUAAAAAAGCGAUGUACGAUAAGGAGUACAGUGAGAAAUUUAAAAGUCUUAUCUACGGAGUUUAUUUGUUUGCUAAGAGACACAAUUUUUUAGAUGAGGGUAAGGUGAAGGGAGAAGACUACAACAAGCUGUUCAACUAUGUAGGCAACCUGAUGAAUACGCUUCAGCUUUAA
Messenger RNA from Plasmodium cynomolgi strain B, 989 nucleotides. RefSeq names its product merozoite surface protein 7. The annotation marks the transcript as partial. The transcript has a single exon. Lineage: Eukaryota; Apicomplexa; Aconoidasida; Haemosporida; Plasmodiidae. The record is from RefSeq and is a predicted model, not a curated record.